GCCAUGUCGUGCCCUCCGCUGCCGCGCACGGCCGGAUGCUGCUCCAGGACCUUGCCUCGGACGGCAAAUAGAAACUGCCUGCUACCUUCAGCUGGCACCGUUUCAUCAAGCAGCAUUCCAGUGUUGUCUGUGACUCAGCAUUUUUCCCGUGGGCAUACCAGCCUGAGGUUUCCUCUUUACAAGUGGAACAUGCCACUGGAUUCACGGCUAGAGUCAUCACACCAGACAGACGAGAACCGUGGCCUGGAGUCUGGAUGCUUUGGCAGUUCUCACUUGGGAAAUCAGGAAAGUUAUACAAAAGCGUUCCCAGUGCCAAAACCAACCAAUCUAGCUGUGAGCCAGGGUCUCUAAAUUGAACGUGGAAGGCCAGUGCUGAAGUGGAAAAACAGAGGAGAAAGUGUCUCCUGAAUUCCUCUACGAACACACGUCACAGUUGGGUGUUGAAUGCAGUGAUUGUGCCACCUGCUCUCCACUGGCGGAGCUUGUGUGUGGUAGCUGGUCAGGGAGGAAGACAAGCUGCAGAGUAAAGGGAAGAUGCCGCCCCAUCGCUCCUCUGCCCGGGCUUCCCACGGAGAUCCAGGAGAUGUGGGCGAUGCUCAGUCUUGGGAGUAGCAAGACCGUCUUACUUCAGCUAGGUUGCUGUGUGUGUGUGUGCCUCCAAGCCACUUGGGCCUUAUUUGUCACAACAGUGAGUCCUGAUACCCAGCGGAGGCAAGUCGGCUGUAGUGCUCCUCGCUGAGUUCUGACACAGUGAGUGUGUCUCUGACUGAGUGUGCUACACCAUACCCGCCCUGUCACAAGGACAAAGGCAUGCAGCUACUCGACAUGCGUCAGCAUCCAGAGGGGAGGAAGUACGAGUUUGAGUCCAGCGGGUGGGGACUCCAUCCCUGUUCCACUGGGAUGGGCAAGUGAUUCAUCCUCCCUGUGACUUUCAUCAUUUUGCGUGUGGAGGUGUCCACACAGGGCUGCUUCAUGUUCAAGUGGAACUGUGCACAGCGAAGGGGACCCUCCCAUUCCUGCAGAGAAUGAGUUUGAGCCACAUGGAGAAUAUGCCUCUAAGCCAUUCAGGUCCUCAAGGAGCACAGAGACCAUCCUGGAAGCAAUGGCUACUCUACUCAACAACAAUCAUUUUGCUACUACUUUGUUCCUUCAGUACACUCAUUUACACUUUGCUCCCACUCAAGACUGCCAACGAGCCCUGUGUAGCGAAGUUUGGACCGUUACCUUCAAAAUGGCAAAUGGCCUCUCCUGAGCCUUCUUGCGUGAAUAAGACAGCUGACUGGAGGCUGAAGAUACUUCAGAAUGGCUUGUAUUUAAUUUAUGGCCAAGUGGCUCCCAAUACGGCCUACAAGGGGCGCGCUCCUUUUGAGGUGCUGCUACGGAGGAAUGGAGACACCAUACAAGCUCUCACGAACAGCACCACAGUCCAGAACAUAGGAGGGGCUUAUGAAUUCCAUGCUGGAGAUGCAAUAGACUUGAUAUUCAACGAAGAGCAUCAGGUUCUAAAAAAUAAUACAUACCUGGGGAUCUUCUUGCUAGCAAAUCCCCAAUUCAUCUCCUAGAGACUCGACUUGGCCUCCUCCUCCUCUUCAGCACAAGCAGGGAUGCCAGUGGGUAGGAUGGAGGAGGCAGAUUUUCAAUGCCUGCAGUUCAUCUGGGUAUAUAAAUCAACACAAACACCAACUCCACAGCAUGAGAAUUUUCAGUUCUCAUACUUAUCUGAAUGAGAGUCAGAGGAAGGCCAAAGACAUCUGGUUACCCCUGACAUUGGGUCAGCCAAGACACUCGUGGCUAGAGGACAGAAUCUUAAAGUGUCUUUAUCUAAUCCUUGAAUCCCUGGGUGGAAAAAUGAAGUCUUAUUCCCAUGGGAGCCUUACCUGGUAUGCAAAAAAGAUCCAGGGCAGUGGCCUGGCCUUGUUCUCAUAUUCUUGGGCUGUGGACUGCUUCACUUCCUUCCUCCCGUAUUCCCAUCUUUUGAGACUCUCCUCCUAAAAAGAAGUCAGACUGGAGGAGUGGCCACAGAUAUGCCAACAAUGCCCUAUUUGAGAUCCGAUGGCAUUCGAGGAAUAGAGAACACUUUUGAGAACCACUGGGACAGAGGGACAGGUGGCACUGGAAUGGAACGCACUUUAUUUGGGAACUUCCCUUGAGUUCAUCAUACUCAGGAUGCAGGGCGCUGUGUCAAACCAGCCAGUCAAAGGGGUCCUCCUGCACCUUCACCUAGGGCUUCAAGAGAACUUGUUUGUGUACGUGUCUAAACAUUGUCAGUGGCAGAGAAAGGGUAAUCAUAAGAUUUAACCCCAGAAGUUGGUGUUACCAGUACUGUAGUGUAUGUCAUAUUAAUGAUUUCAUACUUUUAGCUGGCUUUGCAGUUUGCAAAGUGCUUUCAUGUAUCUAGCACGUGGGAACUCUAUGAAGGUACGGCAAUGCUAUGAAGUUAAUGGGGUAGGUAUCUUUGGCACAAUUUUAACGAUGAGAAUACAGAGACAGAUGGAGCAUAGGUAACCUGCUUCAGCCCACAGAACUAGUGAUUAACAGGGUCAGUCGGCUUCCCACUGUAUCUCACCGUCUUAGCUUUAGGGUUAGUAUUUCUGCUAACAUAAGUCUAUGAGGUUUAGUAAAUUCAGUUUUCCAGGAGGUGUACUCUCUUUCAGCCCAAGGAAGGUAGAAGGAAGCUAUACCAAAUCUUUCAUUUCUCAGCAAACUUUGCUGCCUUUGCCUGGAGCAGGGAGCACAGGAUGUUCAGGACUUGCUUUAACCCAAUCCCCUUCCUCACUUGGAAGAGCCUGUCUUGGUCAAAUGUGUUAACUUCUAAAAAUAGCAAAUGGCACUCAAUUCAAUGACAGUCUGCUAAAGUUUUGGACUCUGCUAAAUUAAUUAGCUACUUACGGGUUCUUGUUGAAAGGUAUAUAAUUAUGUGAUAAGCCAAUUUAAAAUAUUUAUGGAUAUUUGUAAAAAGCUACAUUGUUAAUUCAGUAUCACUAUGUAAAGGUAAUUUAAAAAUAUCUAUCUUGUGUGCAGCAAAAACUGCUUGGAAGCAGAUUAAGCCUGAGCCCAAGAUGUUUCUUAGGAAGUCUUUUUUUUGGACACCUGCUGAGUAGCUGUAGGACCAAAGACUUGGAUGCCUUGUUCCUCCUGCAUUUAUAUAGUCUCAGGAAAUUAAAGUUAUACCACAUGCUUUUAUAGUAACUUGAUGGCAUUGCUUGGUGUUGAGUUGAACGCAGCAGUGUGCUGGAGUGGGCUAGCACUAGCUCAUGAGCUGACUGUGCAAUUUUCAGAAAUUGCACAAUCUAGUUAUUAAAUACAGUCAUCCUUGAAAUUGGCCACAGUGGGACGAUUUAUACCAUGGGAAUCGGCAAAUGCUACAAAUCAGGGCUUUUUUUGGAAAGCCAUUCACCAGCACACCACUGUUUGUAAAACUCUCCUUAACGACUCCCCUCUGCUGCCUCGUUCCUAAGAUUGAGGCAGUCAAGGGAAAAAGUGAAGAAAAGUGAAGCUAUCAUACUCCCAGCAAAAGUCUCGCAUAUUAAUGAUUUCUCAGGGCAAGUGGAAGUUCCUACAGCUGCAACCAGGGAGAAAGGUAUAAACAAAGGACCUUUGAAUCUCCCUAGUGUUGUAAUUUCAGGCUUUGUUUUCAAAGUAUACUGUUCCUUGUUUCUUCAAAUAGUUGUUUAAACCUAUAAUAAAAUAUAUGAUGGUAAAUGGA
Molecule: messenger RNA, 3706 nt
Organism: Camelus dromedarius (Arabian camel)
Lineage: Eukaryota; Metazoa; Chordata; Mammalia; Artiodactyla; Camelidae
Gene: TNFSF18
Product: TNF superfamily member 18
Exons: 8
Coding region: 1026-1562 (178 amino acids)
Biological process (GO): regulation of T cell proliferation; T cell proliferation involved in immune response; tumor necrosis factor-mediated signaling pathway
Cellular component (GO): cell surface
Molecular function (GO): tumor necrosis factor receptor superfamily binding
Source: RefSeq, a predicted model, not a curated record